Bombina bombina (fire-bellied toad) is the source of this 2306-nucleotide messenger RNA. Its product is annotated as gastrula zinc finger protein XlCGF26.1-like. The record is from RefSeq and is a predicted model, not a curated record. NCBI's taxonomy places the organism in Eukaryota, Metazoa, Chordata, Amphibia, Anura, Bombinatoridae. The transcript is spliced from 2 exons. Bases 84 to 1541 code for a protein of 485 amino acids.
CUGAGAGAUAUCAGAUAUUGAUGUAACUGGAGUGAAUAAGAGAACCUUCUUCCUGAGCACAGACAUUGGAGCCUGUUAUCAGCAUGAACACAUAUGUGUUAGACAAACACAUGCAUAGCUCAUAUCCAUCCCUCACUACAGGAAGCAUCAGAAUGAUACCACAGACUCCAACAUUUUUAGACACUAAUGAAUAUUCACAAACAUUGGGGAAAUCACAGCAGAUAUUUAAAGGAGAUGGUGAAUUGGCAGGAACUGGGCAGCAAUCAUUAUGUACAGAGAGUAAUUUUGUCAUCAAACAAGAGGACAAGAUUUAUGCAUCAACUAGUGAAAUAAUUAUCCCUGAUGAUAAGCCACAUACAUGUAUUGAGUUUUCAAAAAAAAUCAAAGAAGAGAAAAGUCUACCGUCUAGCCAAAUAAUUCAUACAAAGGAGAGACCUUUCAAAUGUACAGAAUGUGAGAAAAGCUUUAGAUAUAAGUCUCGUCUCCUAGAACACCUCAAAAUUCACACAGGUGAGAAGCCACACACAUGUACUGAGUGUGACAAAUGUUUUAUACAAAUGACAAAUCUUAUAGCUCAUAAAAGGACCCACACAGGGGAGAAAUCAUUUAGCUGUACAGAGUGUGGAAAAAGUUUUACACGAAUGGAUUAUCUGAAAACUCAUGAAAGGAUUCACACAGGGGAAAAGCCUUUCACAUGUACAGAGUGUGGAAAAGGUUUUACAGUAAAGCGUAAUCUGACAAAUCAUGAAAAGAGUCACACAGGAGAUAAGCCAUUCACAUGUACAGAGUGUGGAAAAUGUUUUACACAAAAGAGCAAUCUGAAAAAGCAUGAAAGGAUUCACACAGGAGAAAAGCCGUUCACAUGUACAGAGUGUGGGAAAAGUUUUACACAAAUGGAUAAUCUUAAAUCUCAUGAAAGGAUUCACACAGGAGAAAAGCCGUUCACAUGUACAGACUGUGAAAAAAGUUUUACAGAAAUUAAUCAUCUGAAAAGUCAUGAAAGGAUUCACACAGGAGAAAAGCCUUUCACAUGUACAGAGUGUGGAAAAAGUUUUACAGUAAAGAGUGCUCUUGCAAAUCAUGAAAAGAGUCACACAGGAGAAAAGCCAUUCACAUGUACAGAGUGUGGAAAAAAAUGUAAAGUAAGGAGUGAUCUGAAAACUCAUGAAAGGAUUCACACAGGAGAAAAGCCGUUCACUUGUACAGAGUGUGGGAAAAGUUUUACACGAAUGGAUAAUCUGAAAACUCAUGAAAGGAUUCACACAGGAGAAAAGCAUUUCACAUGUACAGAGUGUGGAAAAAGUUUUACAGAAAAGAGUAGUCUGAAAACUCAUGAAAGGAUUCACACAGGAGAAAAGCCUUUCACUUGUACAGAGUGUGGAAAAAGUUUUACAGAAAAGAGUAGUCUGAAAACUCAUGAAAGGAGACACACAGGGGAAAAGCCAUUCACAUGUACAGAGUGUGGAAAAUCUUUUACACAUAAUAGUAAUCUGAGAAAACAUGAAAGGAUUCACAAGGGAAGCAACCUUUCACAUGUUUAGAAAGUGGAAAAAAAGGUUUUUCUUGAAGUAUCACAAAACACCAAAUAUUUACACACAAAUAUACUUUAUAUACACAGUGUAUAAACCUUUUUAUAAUUAUCCUAAAGAGAACAAACUCUCUAAAUAGAAGCAUCAAAAAGGAGUUUCUUGUAAAUAAUACUUUCUACAGUUAUAAAAGCCUCAGAUUGGAAGUGAUCAAAUACAAACACCACACAGGAAUAUACAGAUUUCUCCUCCUACUGACCAGUUUACACAACCAUUCUACACCAAAGCACCACAGGGUUGUUUAUUAAUAUGUCAGUGUUAUGACUUGUACAUUUGAUUUACAUAGGGGAGGAAAUAAUUACAUUUACAGAAUAAAGGAGUCUUUAUAUGAAAAGAGUUUUAGAAACUUAAAUAAACAAGAACAGUCUCAAAUGAUUGACAUCUGGGAGAUAUAUUUAAUGUGCACAUCAUGUGGAUAAACCUUUUCUUAUAGCAAUAGAUGCUUAGCAUAGUACAUGUUAUAUACCAGAGGAAUUACUGAGGGGAAACUGAUUUUAUUUCAUGAGACACAAUAUCAGUAACAUACGUGAUCAUAAUCAGUUUAAUUUAAAUGGCUACUAUAACUAAAGGUGAACAUUAUAUAUCUGAUAAAUCCCUUUGUAUCAAGAGCACAAGUGUUAGGUAUAUUUAUACCAUUGUGUGCAGAUAUCAUGUAAUGCUCCUUUUGACUAUAUAAUGAUGUAAUGGUUUUUCCUGCAAAUAAAAAGUGAUUGUAAUCCA